GGUCUGCCCAGUUGAAUUUUUUAAAACGCAUGCAACGCUUGCGCCAUGGGCAAAUGCCAAAGUGCGUGUGGCAAUGCUUGUGGCCGUGAAAACUUAAGCGUUCAAACUCCAAGCAUGCAUGAUGAAACCGCUCCGAAGGAGCAGGCCAUCGUGGCAUUGCUGGAUCAUUAUCGCCUUGGGCCCAUCCUUGGGGAAGGAGCAUUUGGAGUCGUUGCAGUAUGCCACGAAAUUGCGACCGGAUGCGAAUUUGCAGUAAAGAUGGUCGACAAAGUAGAGAUGCCGCUAAACGAUAUCAAACGUGAAGCGGAAUUGCUGCAAAAAAUGGAGCAUCCAAACAUUGUGAAAUGUUUUGGUGUUUUUGACGACAAGUGCUUUGUGUGCAUUGUUAUGAAUAAACUCGAUGGUGGAGACAUUGUUCACGCUUUGGAGGAGCGGUCAAAGCUACGGAGCUUCUUCGCCGAUUAUGAUCUGGUUCAUGUCAAUAGACAGAUGGUGUCUGCACUCGAGUAUAUCCACAACCAACAUGUGGUGCAUCGGGAUGCUUGGAUGCAAAAUAACCAAUGCGGAUCAAUGGAUCAAUGCACUGUGCACCUAUGGGAGGACAUCAAGGGCGAUAAUUUCUUAAUUGACCGUUCUGCGUUGACUGACCCACAUUGUCAAGUGGUUUUGACAGAUUUCGGUAGUGCACGGGUACUGCUGCCAGGUGAUCGACUCUCAGAAAGUUGCGGCACUCAAUACUUUUGGUCCCCAGAGUUCUACAGCUUGUCCUACACCAACAAGGUGGAUAUUUGGGCCCUUGGAGUGCUCUGCUUUGGGCUGCUGACCGGCAAGUAUCCCUUCAAGGGUGAGACGGAGGUGAGGACCAAAGAGGUCGUUUUUCCAUCUCAUGUGAGUGCUGAAUGUGGUCACUUUGUGGGGAGCAUGUUAGAACGGGAUGAAUCUUUACGUUCUGCUGCUUCCCAGCUUGUGCAUCACUCGUGGUUGAACGGAACUCAGAAAAGGGAGAAGACCAUGAUUCAUCUGGACUCCUCGGCAGCUUUGCAAUCCGAUAGCUUCGUGGAGCGGGUCGACCACGGGAUCAAACGCAGGCGACUCUCUCUGCUCGAACGAAUGGAAGAAGGACACGUGCAAAAGGUCAUGAGCCGAGACAAGGGAGUGGUGCGACAUAUCUCCUCCCAGCUGAGCUCUCAUGGCGAGUUUACAAUUCAAGAUCGUGGCGGCAUUCGUCGCUUCUACAGAUGGCUUCCUCGUUCUGAGAUGAGGAGACACCAGAGCCUUCGCCGUUUCAGCCAAGCUGGGCUGAUCCCACCUCACGAGAUGAUUGAGCUUCCAAAGCUGGAGCUGCCGCUUUUCACCAAGUUCCUGGAGGAGCACAGCAUCAAGACUGCGCUCUUCGGUGUAGGAGAGGCGAAACCACUGGAAGCCCUCGUUUCAGAAGUGCAAAGCGGAGCUUCACGACUGAUGUUGGAUGCUGCCGAGCACAAGAAGCUGGUGCGCGUUGUGGACGUUGUCCUUUUGAAGCUGUUUGACGAGCAGGAAAGGUUAUUGGUUGACACUGAGGAACAGAAUGCGGAUGGACGUUCGAGAUCGUUUUGGCAAUUGCCAGGCAGCAAAAAGGAGACCUACGAGAACGUGGCCCAAACUGCCCGCCGAGUAUUGGAGGAGACGUUGAACUUGGACCCGAGUAUUGUGGAUUUGCAGCUCCACCAUGUUGGUCUACAAGAGGAGGAGCAAGGCUCACAUUCGUUCCCGGGUCUUUACACUGUCUACCGAAAAGAAGUGGUCAUGGGUUUUGUGUCGUCAAAGGACCCUGCGAUGCGCUUGCGUUUUGGUUUGGACACUGGCGGAUUCAGCGCCACGGAACGCGGCUGCACCAGGAAGCUGCGUUGGAUCACUGAGCAGGAGGCAGAGGCCAGCAAUCUCAAGCUGCAGCCGGGAUCGGGAUCAAACCUUAUGUCCUCCUUGGUCUUCGCCCCUAUUGGCCUCAAAGAGGGGGAGCUCACAGAGUAUUUGCAAAGUGAUUUGCGGGUGGACGUGAGGCAAUAUGGCCAAAAUGGUGCGAAGACAUUGAAGGAGUUUUCGGAGCAGUUGAUCAAAGGGGAAGUGCACAUUGUCAAGGGAAAGAAUGGCGCGGGCUACGUCAUUUCUGAGGUGGUGAACCUGUGCAUGAGCAACCAACGUGGCGAUGUUCUCUUCCAAGUGAAGCAGGAGGGCCCUGAUGGCUAUGUCAAUGACAAGUUGCUCCUCCCGUGUGCAAGUCGCCGUCCCGAUGAGAGUACAUUUCUGGUCGCCAAGCGCAUCAUCAGGAAAUCCUUCCUCAUGAAUCCAAACGACGUCGGUUUGGAGACAGAGGUGCGUUUGCUGCAGGAGGAGCGCAGCGCCAUGGCGUAUCCGGGGCUGAGUUUUGUAGAGCGCGAACAUGUGAUCAAUGCCAGGCCUACACAGUGAUUGCAACCUUUGCUCCCUCGCCCUUUCGGGGCUAUCCGCCAAUAGGCAACAAGGAAGCCUCUUGGCUGAUACAGCUGUUUGCUUAAAGUUGUGCCCAAGUUGCCGGCAUGACAUAGGCAUGGCUUCCUGGAGACUGCAUUUAGACGGGGGAAAGCAGAUUUUCAGCACGCAGGCGUGGCUUAGGUACGAGUUCCGUGCUUUCCUGUAUACAUGAUAAUGAUUGAUAAUGUGAUAUAAUGUGUAGAGGUGACCAACCCCGAAUGGGGCAUGGGCACCAGCGCCUUUUCUUGAAA
Cladocopium goreaui is the source of this 2741-nucleotide messenger RNA. The record is from the annotation of a GenBank genome assembly. NCBI's taxonomy places the organism in Eukaryota, Dinophyceae, Suessiales, Symbiodiniaceae.